Messenger RNA from Coffea eugenioides, 2346 nucleotides. RefSeq lists its product as uncharacterized. Bases 758 to 2089 code for a protein of 443 amino acids. The transcript is spliced from 5 exons. Gene Ontology annotation, biological process: lipid catabolic process. The record is from RefSeq and is a predicted model, not a curated record. NCBI's taxonomy places the organism in Eukaryota, Viridiplantae, Streptophyta, Magnoliopsida, Gentianales, Rubiaceae.
GCAUAAUAGCAGGUAGAUUCUUUCUUGAAGGCUCCUCAGAUUUGAUUGACUGGUGCCAGCACGUGCUUCAUACCAAAGUUCCAAUUAGAAAUAUAUCUCUAUUGUUUUAUGUUCAAUCCUUCGAAUAAACAGCAGUUGUCUUUCUGCUAUCUUUCUCCUUUCUUUCCCUGAUCCAUGUUGUAAAUUUUCCAAUGUGCGUCUUUUUCCUUUGAUGAAUACAACUGUCCGCAGGCUCUGCACGAAUCUAUCACAGAGAAAACACCCUUUAUCCAAUCGUCCCUAUUAGUCCUCCCUCUGCCUUUCCUUGUUUUACCUUUUUACUCGUUUUACUGCCACUCUUUUGUUUUUUGUUUUUGUUUUGUAUAUAUCAUUGUUUGCCGGUUCAGACCAGCUUACUUGAUUAGGACUAGUAGUUCAUCAUACAUGCUGACAAAUCAAAAAGCUGGAAAAUUGCAAUUGAAUUAUUGAAGUGUGUUUGGUUAAAAUUCAAAUAUUUCUGUUCCUCUCUUCUGGUAAUUUAGUGAUUGUAUCUGCUUGCUCCAUGUUGAUUUAGCUUCUUGCUGUUGAAUUUUGUUUCGGUUUAUUUAUUUGUUAUAAUAAUUUGCCACGCCUUUUUGUCAUACUUAGACUGAUAGACAGCUAAUGAUUUUUACAAUUUCUCUGAUGUUGGGUUGAGUUUUUCGCAUCGACCUGAACAACCCUCCUUUCUAUUGUGAUUCUAGAUACCCAAUUUAACAUGAUUGAUUGGUAGCCACAGAUGUCAGUUGCAUGUUGCAUUCCAAUUCUAGAGUGCGUGUAUUGUUUAGCCUGUGCUCGUUGGGUGUGGAAGAAGUUCCUCUAUACUGCAGGGAGGGAAAGUGAGAAUUGGGGCCUUGCUGCUGCUAGUGAAUUUGAGCCUGUACCUAGGCUUUGUCGAUAUAUAUUAUCUGUAUAUGAGGAAGAUAUUAGAAACCCCAUCUGGGCUCCUCCUGGAGGGUAUGGAGUCAAUCCCGACUGGAUAAUUUUGAAGAAAACUCAUAUAGAUACUGGAGGGAGAGUAACUCCUUAUAUGAUCUACCUUGACCAUUACAAUGCAGAAAUAGUGGUGGCUAUCAGGGGACUUACUCUGGCUAAGGAAAGUGAUUUUCUGGUCCUUUUUGAUAACAAACUCGGGCAAACAAAAUUUGACGGUGGAUAUGUUCACAAUGGGCUACUUAAGGCUGCUCAGUGGGUUUUCGAAGGUGAUUCUGAGAUUCUGAGAGAACUAUUAGAGAGGUAUCCAGAUUACAGGUUGACAUUUGGAGGGCAUUCGUUGGGGGCAGGAGUAGUCACAAUGUUGACCAUAUUAGCUAUUAAAAAUCUGGAGAAGCUGGGGAACAUUGAAAGGAAACGGGUUAGAUGUUAUGCAAUUGCCCCUGCGAGAUGCAUAUCACUAAAUUUGGCUGUCAGAUAUGCAGACGUCAUCAAUUCAAUUGUGCUGCAGGACGAUUUCUUACCUCGGACAACCGUAGCACUUGAAGAUGUAUUCAAGUCAAUUUUCUGUUUCCCAUGCUUGCUGUGUAUAAUGUGCUUGAAAGAUACAUGUACAGUGGAGGAGAAAAUGCUUCAAGAUCCAAGGCGCCUGUAUGCUCCAGGUCGUCUGUACCACAUCAUCGUGAGGAAGCCCUUCAGCUUAGGAAAAAUUUCGCCAACUGUGAGGACAGCGGUUCCAGUGGAUGGGCGGUUUGAACGCAUAGUUUUUUCUCGUAACAUGACGUCAGAUCAUGGUAUUCUUUGGAUUUUGCAAGAAUCUCGAAGAGCACUUGAUGCACUGCUUGAAAAGGAGCAUAUCAUGGAUAUCCCAGCAGAGCAGAGGAUGGAAAGGCAGGCAUCUAUUGCCAAGGAACACAGGGAGGAGCACCGAGCAGCACUGCAGAGAGCUGUUGCACUAGAUGUUCCCCAAGCGUAUUCACCCUCAUAUGGGACAUUUCAUGAGAUAGAGGAAGGUGAGAAUUCUCACAGAACUGGAGUCUCUUUUGAAUCCUUUGACAAGAGAAAAAGCUGGGAUGAACUAGCAGGGCGUCUCUUUGAAAUGGAUGGGUCUGCGAGAGCAGUACUCAGAAAUUCAUAGACAUGGAUGCCUGUAUAGUGAUAUGAUAAUGUUCAUUCUUUCAUUCUAUUGAUGUUCCCUGUUAAUGGGAACUUUUGAUGCCUCAGCCGCUCAGUUCAGUAGAAUGCCUGCGUAGUACCGGUUCGACUCUUGGUACAUUUAGAGACUCAGAAAAUUUUCUGGCUCGUGGAUUUUGUGAGAAGACUGCCAGAACUCCUCUGUUCUUUCUCUGCUGACAUGCAGCCUAUUUUAAUAAAGAUCCGUUUAGUCUGCGACUA